AUGAUUUCAGUUCCAUGUCUACAAACUCAUUUUGAGUGGAAAGACGUGCUGAGUGUAGAUUCAGUGCACGAGAUAAGCAUUCCAGUGGUUUCCCUUCGAUAUAGUAGUUGAGUGAUUCUGCUUCACUGUCGACCAAGUGAUUCGUAGGUAUUAUUUUUCCCGCAUAUUGAUUAUAUUACCAAUGAAUUUUUUCCUUAUUUUCUUAAUUUAUUUGAAGCUUACGCAAUAGGCAAAGAAGCGUCUUAUAUUGGACCAAAAUAUACUGUUCCAGUUAGUAGUGAUUUUGAUGCGGAUCGUCUUGCCAAAGAGAUAAGCAUUUUAGAACCUAUCAUGAAAUCUAAUCUCUGGGAACAUCGAUUAAUCGAAAGCUUGCGGAACGGUACGAAUGAUAAAGUCAAGGAAUUGCAAGAAGAAUUGGAGAUAAGUACUGGAGAAACGAAAACAACUAUCGCUGAGUUUGUGAAGUGUCUGUUCAAUACGUCUGAAGUCUACUACCGACCGACAAUUUACAGAACCAUUUCUCAUUACCUCCAUGAAUUGUAUAAGUCAUAUGGGUAUUUCAUCAUUACAUUUGAGGAUAAACCUCUCUGGAUGAAAUCGCUAGACGAUGCGCACCUAUUCAAUGCCAGCAUUGAUGACCAACCGCCAGAUUUCAGAGUUUGUGAUAGUCUUCUGUCGAUUGAACGCACUGAAAGAAUAAAUGAACUGCGUGAAGACAUAAGAAGGUUCAGCGUUUUGAAUCUUAAUUAUAAGAUAACUGGUGAAAUCAAUUCAUUGUUUGAUAACGUGAAGACAAAUAUGAAGAAUAAUGUCACGCUACCGUAAAAGAAAUGAAAUACAGUCAUGCGUGUGAGAUGGACAUAUUCAUUCAACUGUUUUCACGAAUCAUUUGAAGACAACAUGCUUUUUCUUUUCUCUUUCACUUAAUUAAACUUUAGUAUUCAUAGUUAUUGGUAGUCGUAGUAGUAGUAGUAGUAGUAGUAGUAGUAGUAGUAGUAGU
Trichobilharzia szidati is the source of this 1000-nucleotide messenger RNA. NCBI's taxonomy places the organism in Eukaryota, Metazoa, Platyhelminthes, Trematoda, Strigeidida, Schistosomatidae. The record is from the annotation of a GenBank genome assembly.